This is a messenger RNA of Chrysochloris asiatica (Cape golden mole), 1980 nucleotides long. It is a transcript of the gene DUSP1, whose product is annotated as dual specificity phosphatase 1. Gene Ontology annotation, cellular component: nucleus; cytoplasm. The record is from RefSeq and is a predicted model, not a curated record. The transcript is spliced from 4 exons. Gene Ontology annotation, biological process: negative regulation of p38MAPK cascade; protein dephosphorylation; endoderm formation. The coding region runs from base 194 to 1297 and encodes 367 amino acids. NCBI's taxonomy places the organism in Eukaryota, Metazoa, Chordata, Mammalia, Afrosoricida, Chrysochloridae. Gene Ontology annotation, molecular function: protein tyrosine/threonine phosphatase activity; MAP kinase tyrosine/serine/threonine phosphatase activity.
GGGACUGCUGCAGGAAACCGACAAGGCCAGAGUCUAACCCGACGCUCCUUUGCUGAAUACAAAGACAGUUUUUGCUUCGACGCAAGUAGACCCCGGGUCGGGCUUUUCCUCGAAAGCCACCCACCACCCCGCCCUUAUUUCUAAGGACAAAGAGCACCGGAGGAUCUGCACACUGGGGGCGCUGGGACAGGCCAUGGUCAUGGAAGUGGGCUCCUUGGAUGCCGGAAGCCUUCGGACGCUGCUGCGGGAGCGCGCGGCUCACUGCCUGCUGCUCGACUGCCGCUCCUUCUUUGCUUUUAACGCUGGCCACAUCGUAGGCUCGGUCAACGUGCGCUUUAGCACCAUUGUACGGCGCCGGGCCAAGGGCGCCAUGGGCUUGGAGCACAUAGUGCCCAAUUCGGAGCUGCGCGGCCGCCUUCUGGCCGGCGCCUACCACGCCGUGGUGUUGCUGGACGAGCGCAGUGCCGCCCUGGACUGUGCCAAGCGCGACAGCACCCUGGCCUUGGCUGCUGGCGCGCUCUGCCGAGAGGCAAGAACUACCCAAAUCUUCUUCCUCAAAGGAGGAUAUGAAGCUUUUUCAGCGUCCUGCCCGGAGCUGUGCAGCAAACAAUCGACCCCCAUGGGGCUCAGCCUCCCUCUGAGUACUAGCGUCCCUGACAGCGCUGAAUCAGGAUGUAGUUCUUGCAGCACUCCCCUCUACGAUCAGGGUGGUCCAGUAGAGAUCCUGCCCUUCUUGUACCUGGGCAGUGCCUAUCAUGCAUCCCGCAAGGACAUGCUGGAUGCCUUAGGCAUCACCGCCUUGAUCAACGUUUCAGCCAAUUGUCCCAACCAUUUUGAGGGUCACUACCAGUACAAGAGCAUCCCUGUGGAGGACAACCACAAAGCAGACAUCAGUUCCUGGUUCAAUGAGGCGAUCGACUUCAUAGAUUCCAUCAAGAAUGCUGGAGGAAGAGUGUUUGUCCACUGCCAAGCAGGCAUUUCUCGAUCAGCCACCAUCUGCCUUGCUUACCUCAUGAGGACUAACCGAGUCAAGCUGGAUGAAGCCUUUGAGUUUGUGAAGCAGAGAAGAAGCAUCAUCUCCCCCAACUUCAGCUUCAUGGGCCAGCUGUUGCAGUUUGAGUCUCAAGUCCUAGCCCCACACUGCUCCGCCGAGGCUGGGAGCCCUGCUUUGGCUGUGCUCGACCGAGGCACCUCUACCACCACGGUCUUCAACUUCCCGGUCUCCAUCCCUGUUCACUCUGCGAACAGUGCAUUGAGCUACCUUCACAGUCCCAUCACAACCUCUCCCAGCUGCUGAAAAGCUCCGGGAGGUGAUCUGAUCUUCACAGGACUCCAGAUUCUUUCUUGAGAAGAGAAAUGCAAUAACUCUGGGGAGGGGAACUCAUGAGGGCUGGUCCUUAUUUAUUUAAUUUCACUCGACUUCCACUGGGUUCCUAACAGUCCUAGUGUUGACUUCAUGUCAAAAUAACUGCUGAACUCAGCACAUUCGGGGCCAAUCGAUACUGGGCACACUAAGUCCCUCUGACAAGGGGCAGAAGAGAAAGAACUCUGUAUGAGCCAGUUUCUUUUUGCUUGCCCUGCCCCCCCUCUUUUUUUUUGUAGAAACUUCAUGCUUGGCAUACCUACCAGUAUUACCAUUCCUGACGACACAUAAACAUAUGAGAAUAUACCUUAUUUAUUUUUGUGGAGAUGGUCUGCCUUCACAAAUGUCAGUGUCUACUCCUAGAAGAACCAAAUACCUCAAUUUUUGUGUUUGAGUACUGUAAUAUCCUGUAAAUAUAUACUAGCAGGUUUGUUUUCAUCACUGAUGGAAGGAAAACAUCAGUGUUGGUUUUGUUUUUUAGUUGCCAACAGUUGUAUGUUUGCUGAUUAUUUAUGACCUGAAAUAAUAUAUUUCUUCUUCUAAGAAGACAUUUUAUUACAUAAGGAUGACUUUUUUAUACAACAGAAUAAAUUAUAGUAUUUCUAUUGAAAUCUCAA